GAGAUAUAGAAAUAAUCAAGUUUUCCACACGCAUCUCUUCCUUGUUGCCUCUCUUAUCUGGAUCUGUGAAAUGCGGUGCCUCCCACUUGUGUCUUUGGCGUCGUUCGUCUCCUUCCUCAGCACAGCGGUGGGACUGAGCGACAUGGGAGCCUUCGUGCCUUCACUGGGGAUGGAGGAGGGUGCACCAAGACGGCGGCUGUCGCUGGCGAGACGGACGCACAGAACUGCUCUCACAAUGGCAGAGGAGGGUGAGGAGAUCACACCAACCUGCCAAAUGAGGCAUGGCGCACUGGCACACGACAGCUCGUUGGGUGCUGGCAUGUCUAUUGAUUCUCCCAGGUCGCUCGUCGACGCGCCCGAAGUCGGAUGAAGAGGACCUCUUCCCCGAGGCGCCGCCCUCAUCCCCACAGCAGAAGGACUCGCCGGCCACGCCCACGCCAUCGUCGUCUUCCUUCACCCCCUACCCCUCCCCGCCCCCACUAGACGACGACAAGAAAAGCGACGACCGAGCCGACCCCCUCCGCACCAUCUUCUACGUCAUCAUACCGCUCAUCGGGCUCAGCGCACAGCUGUACUUCGCGCUCAGCCGCGACAGUCUGCCGCAGGAAUACCUCGGGCCGGCCGUUAUGGAUUUGCUCAUGUAGAGAGAGACAGG
Molecule: messenger RNA, 655 nt
Organism: Vitrella brassicaformis
Lineage: Eukaryota; Vitrellaceae
Source: the annotation of a GenBank genome assembly